GCUCCUCAGGUCACCACCCUCUCCACCCUGCCUUGGGCUUGGAGAGCGAGGAGGAGGGCGAGCGACAGCAGGCGACCCUGAACAUCCGCCAUCCAUCGCUCCAUCACCUAGAACAAGGACCCCCAGGGACUAAGAAGAUGAGGAGGAGGAAUGUGUGGAUGUGGCCACAGAGGAGGCUGCUCUCAAGAACAACCGAGAGCAGCUCCAGAGCCAAGAAAAGUUUCAUGUCCGUGUUGGUGCCAGUCCCACCCCCGCACUGCACAGUCUAAUACCGGCUCCUCUCUCUUGCCAGCACCAUGACACCUGCCCUGGAGCCAGAGCUGGAAACCCACCUCCUUCGAGCUGCCCUGCAUGUCAUCUUCACCCUGGGCACAGAGAAGGACACCACCCAAGUCCAGGAUCUGUAUAGGGUCUUGCCAGACCUCCUGGAUGCCAUGCUGGGGAACCUGCUGGCAGAGUCCCCAGACACCAGCAGGCUCCACUACAUCUUGGAAAACUCAGCAGAAUUCCCCAGGAUGGGUCACCAUUGGCACAGCUGGCUCUGUUCAUUCGGUGACCCAGCCAAGGACAUCAGCCGUCAGGCCAGGGAGGGGGUUUACCGGCUCUACCAGCUGCUGCUGCACCAGAGGAGGCUGACCAUCCAUGAGGCUGAAGACCUGUGGUGUUGGGACUGGCACCAGGACAGCAGGCUCCUGGGCUACAAGAACACAGCCAAGGUAGGGGAGGUCUUCGGAAAGUUCUUCUUGGAGGGGCAGAGAAGAUCCUUCCUCCAGACGGCAGUGCUGGCCAUCCACGACCCCCUGCUGCGUGUCAGCCAGGCUGGGCUGCUCCUCACUUACUCCCUCCUGGGGGAGGCCCAGCAGCUGAUGGGGACAAGGAAAGCAGCUGCAUUAGACGCAGGAGAUUGGGGCAGGACCCAGGCCUCAUUCGCUGGCCUGGCACAGGAGGAUGUCACGGCCAAUGUGAUGCACCAGCUCCGCAGCAUCCGGCACUUGUGCCAGAUGCCUGAGGCACUGCAGGGGCUGUGCCUCUGA
Molecule: messenger RNA, 1034 nt
Organism: Dermochelys coriacea (leatherback sea turtle)
Lineage: Eukaryota; Metazoa; Chordata; Testudines; Dermochelyidae
Exons: 8
Coding region: 297-1034 (245 amino acids)
Source: RefSeq, a predicted model, not a curated record